AUGUCACACUUCAAUGCUUUAGCCUCAAGCUGGUGGGAUGUUAAUGGUCCUCAACGGAUCUUACAUAAGAUGAAUUUGCUAAGGAUGGAUUUUAUAAACGAGACAAUAAAGCUGCAUCUAAAGCUCAACGCAAACCGUGUGUGUGAAUUCGAGGAAGAUGUGUAUAUUCCACCAUACAAUGUGGAUUUAUUACCACUUCAAGUUAAGAACAGGAUUCUUCAAGACCAGGAACUGAGAAAAGAGGAAUUGUUGAAGCAUACAAAACUAAGAGUAUUGGACGUUGGGUGUGGAGGUGGAAUCUUGGCCGAGUCAAUGGCGAGAUUACCGUUUGUUGAGAAAGUGAAAGGUGUAGAUUUGUCGCUGAACGUUAUUGAAGCAGCUGAAAUCCAUAAAGAAAAAGACCCCAUGUUAUGGGAUAAACUUGAAUACGAACAAGCGUCACUAGAGACUAUUCCACAGAGCUCAAAAUAUGAUGUGAUCACAAUGUUUGAAGUUUUAGAACAUGUGGAUUAUCCUUCUCGAAUGCUACAAGAAGGAUUGCAGAGAUUAAAAGUCGGCGGCUGGUUAUUCCUUUCCACAAUAAAUAGAGAUCCAAUAAGUUGGUUUACUACUAUAUUUAUGGGUGAGCACCUUUUGAGAAUCGUGCCUGUUGGAACACAUACGUUGGAGAAGUACAUCAAUCAAAAUGAGAUUAAAGAUUGGUUAGAGGAGGAUCUCGAGAGAAAAAAGCAAUUCAAGGUUGAGGUUACUAAAGGUUGUGCCUAUAUACCAUCAUAUGGUUGGAAGUUUACCUCAUGUCCAGAUGUAGGUAACUACUUUAUGGCAAUCCAACGCAAAGUUUAG
Molecule: messenger RNA, 843 nt
Organism: Lodderomyces oxycetoniae
Lineage: Eukaryota; Fungi; Ascomycota; Pichiomycetes; Serinales; Debaryomycetaceae
Gene: COQ3
Product: hexaprenyldihydroxybenzoate methyltransferase
Exons: 1
Coding region: 1-843 (280 amino acids)
Biological process (GO): ubiquinone biosynthetic process
Cellular component (GO): mitochondrion
Molecular function (GO): 2-methoxy-6-polyprenyl-1,4-benzoquinol methyltransferase activity
Source: RefSeq, a predicted model, not a curated record